AUGACCUCCGAUAAACAAAACAAUGGCUUCUCCGCCAAACCAUUUACGCCCACACUCAGUGCGGCCUUUCACCGCUCCAAUAAGUCUCCUCUGACACCAAAAUUGGCCAGUUCAAGUCCAGGUCAUCCUGCCCCCCGUCGUCUCGCCCAUACCGACCACACUCAUCCCUUUUCCACUCCCUCCAAGGAGGACCUCUCCGCCACUCCUCCGAACUUCCUCGGUGUCAAUGUCACCCCUCGUUCAGGCUCUCGCAACACUCGCCGGGAUGCCGUAUUCCCAUCUCCGACAAACACUUCUUCCGUUUCCUCUCCACAAACUACAUAUACCCAGCCCACUGUCGGUCUAGGCCUCAAUGGGGUACGACGAGAACGCAGCCCAGCUCGCGGGGUGAAGGCAGAACAAUCGAACAGCUUGAGAGCAAAGACCCUUAAGGCCGAAGGGCAGCAAAUAUCUCGUCCAAACUCUUUUACCGAAAUGGCAGCCGGGUCACCCAUGUUCUUUCAUGCCGCCGAAACACGAUCGUCCAAUUCUUCCGACGUUGAACAGCCCCGUCCAAAGCCAGGGAAGAUGCCAUCAACUUCAAGCUUCAUGUAUGCAAAUGGUGAUCAGGAGCGACAGUCUUCACCAGAGGGAUCUUACGUCACAACUGCCUCUUCGCGUCGCUCUGGAGGGCUCCCCCGCGUUGCGCCCACUAUCAGACAGGGUCCUUUGCCACCUCCACGUUUGAAGUCCCCCAGGGUCUCGGACGCAUCGUCUCCGCUUAUUGACAUCCAGAGCAACUGCAGUUCGGGGCUUGACCAGACCGUUGAAGGUGUUCAACCGCAUUUUAGUUCACCACCAAGUAUUGAAUCGGACAGACCGCAGCUCUCUUUGAUUGGGAAGCAUCGAAAAUCGUCCAGCAUGGAUUCCACAGGUCAAACUCAAUCAAUGUCACAACGAAAUGGUCUUCAUGCUAGUCCGGUCAUUAUGCCUAAUGUUCAGACACAGCAUGCUGAAAGUUUUGCCCCAGUCCUAUCUGACCAGAUCCCGACGCUUCGCCCCCGUGUAUUUAGUAACGGUUCCUCCAUUUCUGCGGACCCAUACCAGUUGAUUCCUAUGAGCCCUGGAAAAUCAGAUAGUGGGGAGGUAGCUUUGAAUGCGCGAACAGAACGGAAGAUUAUGGAUCUUGAAAUCAGCAACUCUUCUCUGCUUGCCAUUAACCGAACCCUUGAGCGAGAAAUGCGGAAACAGAAUGCGGAACUUCGACGAUUCCGACGCUUGAGUCGCUCUGGUCGUCUUUCCAUGGUUCCUUCUACACGCUCAUUUUCUGGCACAGCCCUCUCAACAACGAGUGAACUGGAUGAGGGCAACAGUGAACUUUCAUCUAUACGAUCCAACGAUGAGAUGUCCGAUUUCAGUGACGAAGAUUCCGUCGCAGAUGAUGGGGUCCUCAGUCCUGACACCCUUGCUGAUCAUGAUGCAAAGCAUAGUGUUCAGGAUGAGAAACGAUUCAUGCUUGAUCUUGCUCGGCACCAGGAAUUUCUGGUAGACAGCCAGAAAUUAAAUCAGAGCUUGAAAAGGUGUCUCGGGUGGACUGAAGAGCUCAUCAAGGAAGGCCAAAGGGCCCUCGAGUACAAUGUCCAUGUUCAGGAUGUGGAGAUAGGCGGUCGUGUUCUAUCUCCAGAAGAGUUGGGCGAGGUCGGCGAGAGUGGGCGAUCACUUCUCAGCCCAUCGGCCCAAUACGGCUCUUUCAUGUCAUCUCCAGAGUAUCCGUUGGAUGACUCUCUUCUGACCGACCCAGCUUUACUGCCUUUACCAUCGUCUCCUGGCGGGACUGAUUAA
Molecule: messenger RNA, 1821 nt
Organism: Penicillium verhagenii
Lineage: Eukaryota; Fungi; Ascomycota; Eurotiomycetes; Eurotiales; Aspergillaceae
Exons: 1
Coding region: 1-1821 (606 amino acids)
Source: RefSeq, a predicted model, not a curated record